Messenger RNA from Blumeria graminis f. sp. triticale, 1455 nucleotides. The record is from the annotation of a GenBank genome assembly. NCBI's taxonomy places the organism in Eukaryota, Fungi, Ascomycota, Leotiomycetes, Helotiales, Erysiphaceae.
AUGCCUCCUACAUCAAAGACAGCCAAUUCCAUAGCCAACUCUGGAGCUAACUGGGCAUUCGGAGGGGUACCAAUGGGAAACACCGGUAUCGGUGUCCCACGUCCAGGUCCAAUGAGUAGUUUUGCGCAAACUAUCGGAGCUUCCUCUCAACCGUCAACGCCAUUAGAUUUAUCAGAAUUUCCAUCUCUGUCCGAAAAUCAACCCCAUCAAAGUCAAUCUACAUCAACAGCGGCUGGAGCUCGUAAUAUCGGCCCUUCAACAAAUAUGCGGCUAACACAGCAAUCAUCUAUAUCUACACAACAACAUCUGGGUGCCCAAAUACCUUCACAGCAGCAACAGGAAGAUCUCUUUAAUUCAGCCCAAAUUCCAAGCAGUCAAGGUGUAUUUAGAUUUGGUAAUCCGAAUACAGCCAUCCAAAAUUCCCAGUCCAAUGGCGUAGAUGAAUUUCCACCCUUAAACCGGAACAUUAACGGGGAAAUUGGUCAAGGCCGUGGAUAUGGUCUGAUACAAAAUUCUGGCUUCUCUGCACCCUCGAAUGGGCUGAGCUUUAAUUCUACAAAUCCCACAUCUACACCGAGUUGCGGUCUCCUAAGCGCUAUAUCAAAUAGUGCACGAAAUUCCUCUGGAAGCAUAUCUGUAGAUCGUUUGGCUUCUUCUGUAAACCCCUCCAGUGUUUGGAAUUCCAGAUCGCCCACUGAUUCCAAUCGUACCGGAUUAAACACCGUCCCUGAGUGUGAACCGAGUGAUGCUCAGGCCCUCUCGAAUGCAAAGCUUGGCGACCAGGAAGUAACUUCUCUAACUACCGAUACUUUUCCAGAUCCUUCUACGAGCCAAAGAUCACAAAAUUUAGAUUCUAAUGGUCAGUGUAAUUCGGAAGAGACUGGUGACGGUCGAGAAGUUCACGACGUAAUGGCAGGCAUGAGUGAAAUUGACAAAUGGGGUUUGAAGGGAUUUUCAAUGAUGAUGAAUAACUAUCCGGCAUAUGCAGCACUUGUAACUGGCUCGGACCUGACAAGUCUACGGCUCGACCUCAGCUCUUCUGAAAAUAUUUCAAAUCAAGUAUACUCUCUAUGGGAAAACGAACCACCCCGUCUCGCAAUGCCACCAUACAAGCUACCUGAUUGUUACACAGUCACAAAUGUAGCACAAUUGGAAACAAAAAUGACCAAUUUCAAUGACGAAGCCCUAUUGUUUAUGUUCUACAGCAACCCAGGGGACCUUCAGCAGGUCAUGGCUGCUCAGGAACUACACAAUCGCAACUGGCGCUAUCACAAGAAAUUACAGCUUUGGCUAACUAAAGAUGAAAUGAUGGUUCCUCAGACCAUCGGAAAUGGUACGGAAAGAGGCUACUAUAUCUUUUUCGAUAUCAAAAACUGGCAAAGAGAGCGCAGGGAAUUCACUCUCAUAUAUGAAGAUUUAGAGAGUCUUCCUAACGCAAAUCCAAGAUUAGGCUAA